AUGGCAAAGACUGCUAUUGGUGACCUCUCAAAAAAACUGGUAGGCAUGCUCUCAUCAGAGACGAACAUGCCCGGACAGGUGCGUCAAGAAGUCCAGUUGAUAAAAACUGAUUUCAGUGGAAUGAAAGCCAUCCCGUUGAGUGCUGAUGCAAAGGUGGAGACCGAACCUCCGGUGAGAGAAUGGGUCAAACAAGUGAGAGAAUUGGCUUAUGACACCGAGGACCUCAUCGAUGAAUUCAGAGUUCACAUAGCCUGGUCUCGUCGCCAUGGCAUCAUGGGCUUUCUUCAUAAUAUUGUUCAGAAGAUCAAGAAAUGCAAAAAGAAGCACGAGAUCCACACCCAGCUACAACAAAUCAACAUCAGAAUUAAAAAGGCGGAGGAAAGCCGUUUAAGCUUGGGUCUCCAACCAGUCCCUGAUCGAGUCACCACGAAGGAGCCACAAGAGCCAGCGGCUCUCUUCGUCGAGGAAAGAGAACUCGUGGGCAUCGACAAGCGAAGAGAUCAUUUGAUCCGGUGGUUGCUGGAAGGAAGCAAAUCCCUGCGAGUAAUUCCGGUGGUCGCCAUGGGUGGCAUGGGCAAGACUGCCCUUGUGAAGAAGGUUUAUGAUAGCCCGAAGGUGAGGAGCCCCGGACAGUUUGAUUGCCAUGCUUGGUUCACUUUGCCGAAAACAGUCUAUGUCAAAAUGCUGCUAAGAAAAAUGAUCACAAAACUCAACGCUCGGGUAGGGGAAGACCCAACAACUGUUGUCAAGGUCCACGGACCCACUGGUUCCCUCCUGGGACCCUCAAUUUCCGUCAGAGUAGGAAGACCAACGGAGCGAAAAAGGGAGAUAGAGACAGCAGACAUGGAUGACCUCAUCCAAAUGCUCCGAGACCAUCUCAAAAGUAAGAGGUACGUGAUUGUUCUUGAUGAAUUAUGGAGCAUACCUGCAUGGGAGAGCAUAAAAUAUGCAUUUCCUGAUGAUGAACUUGGUAGCCGGGUUGUGAUAACAACACGGCAUUCCGACAUUGCGGCUACUGCCUCAAUUUAUUGUGCACCACCAGAUGAUGCUCUCGUGUACAAUCUCAAACGUUUGACUCCAGAGGAUUCUUGGACUCUGUUUUGCAAGAGAGCCUUCGGACCAAAAGAUACUUGCCCCCCAUUCUUGAAGGACUGGUCUGAAAAAAUUGUGAAGAAAUGUGGUGGAUUGCCGCUUGCCAUUGUGACAAUCGGUGGCAUCAGCUGCCAUCGACGCUACGAAGCCUGA
Elaeis guineensis (African oil palm) is the source of this 1245-nucleotide messenger RNA. Its product is annotated as putative disease resistance protein At1g50180. Lineage: Eukaryota; Viridiplantae; Streptophyta; Magnoliopsida; Arecales; Arecaceae. The record is from RefSeq and is a predicted model, not a curated record. Gene Ontology annotation, molecular function: ADP binding.